UUUGGCAGGGACCAGCGGCCGAGGGGGCGCAAGGCUGUGCAAAGGGUGAUACAGGCGCUGAAACCGCUGGGUCUGUCCGUCCGCUCCCAGAUCCUGAAGCUGGGCGAGGACUGGAUCUUCCUCUUCCUCCUUGGCAUCUGCAUGGCGACCAUCAGCUUCGGCCUCGACGUCGUCAUCUCCAAGUUCCAGCGAGCCAACCUGUGGGUGUACGACGCGCUGGAGGGGUACCGGGCCCUGCAGUAUUUCUCCUGGGUCCUCUACCACACGGGGCUCAUGAUGGUCUCAGCCGGAGUCGCCAAAUACAUCUCGCCGCAGGCAGCAGGCUCCGGGAUCCCCGAGCUGAAGGUGACGCUCCGGGGGGUCGUGCUCAGCGAAUUCUUCACCCUGCGAACCGGCCUGGCCAAGCUGGUCGGGGUGAUCUGCACCCUGGGGGCCGGCAGCACCAUCUUCCUGGGCAAAGUGGGCCCCUUCGUUCACAUGGCCACGAUCCUGGCCACCCAGCUGGGCCGCGUGAUGGUUCGAGUUGCCGGGACCAAGGAGAACCCGGCCCGCAAGUACGAGAUGUUGGUGGCCGGGGCGGCCGUGGGGGUGGCCUGCUGCUUCGUGGCCCCCGGGGCUCAGGGGAGGGAGGCCGGGGGGACCCGAGGGGGGCGCUCGGGGCCCCCGUUCCCGGCUGACCCCCCCUGCCCCCCAGGGGUGCUGUUCUCCGUGGAGGCGAUGGGGACCCACUUCGCGCUACGCGAUUACUGGCGCGGCUUCUUCUCCGCGUCCUGCGCCGCCCUCACCUUCCGCCUGCUGCCCCUGCUGCACGGGGAGCGCGAGACGGUGGCCGUUCUCUUCAGCACCGGCUGGCGCGUCGAGUUCCCCUUCGACCUGCCCGAGCUGCUCUCGUUCGCCCUGCUGGGGGCGCUGUGUGGGGCUCUCUGCUGCGUCUACCUCUUCUGCCACCGUAACCUGCUGCUGGCCAUGCAGAACCGGCCCCUGCCCGGGCGCCUGCUGGGCAACAACAAAAUCCUCCACACGGGGCUGGUCUCCCUGGUGCUGGCGAGCGUCACCUUCCCCCACGGGCUGGGGCAGUACCUGGGGGCGCGGCUGACCAUGAAGGAGCUCCUGGAGACUUUCUUCAACAACUGCACCUGGGGGCAGGCGGAGCUGGGGGGGCUGAACGCCUCCCGCCAGCCCCCCCACCCCUCCUACGCGGACCCCUGGCUCCAGUGGACCCACCCCCAGCUCUCCUCCCUCGAGAUGCUCAGCGUCUUCCUGCUCUCCAAGUUCUUCAUGCUGCUCCUCGCCACCACCAUGGUCGUCCCCGCCGGCUACUUCCUGCCCGUCUUCGUCUACGGUGCGGGGCUCGGGCGGCUCUAUGGGGAGAUCAUGGCCAAGGUUUUCCCCGAGGGGAUCGUCUCUGACGGGAUCCGCAUCGCCAUCGGCCCCGCGGCCUACGCCCUGGCUGGCGCAGCGGCCUACUCGGGCGCGGUGACCCACACGCUCUCCACGGCGCUGCUGGUGUUCGAGCUGACGGGGCAGAUGGCGCACGUGCUGCCCGUGCUCAUUGCGGUGCUGGUGGCCAACGGGCUCAGCCAGCGGCUCCAGGCCUCCUUCUUCGACGGCAUCAUCAUCGUCAAGCAGCUGCCCUACCUCCCCAAGCUGGGCGUGGGGCAGAGCGGGGCCCACGACAUCUACGCGGAGGAUUUCAUGGUCACGGACCUCAAAUACCUGCCCCGGGGCUGCAGGUUCAAGGACGUGCGGGGUCUGCUGAAGGCCUCCAGCCUCAAACAGUUCCCGCUGGUGGACUCCCGAGAGUCCAGGAUCUUGCUGGGCUCCAUCCGGAGGAAGCAUCUCGCCAAGCUGCUGUCGGAGCAACUGAGCACGGAAAAGCGAUUCCAGUAUCUGCUCCGUCAGUCCGAGGCGUACAGCCCCACAGAGCCCCUGCUGGGUGCAGAUGGCACUUCGGGGACCCCAGAGGAGAAGCCAGAAGCACCGAUGGUUUCUGCUGAGCCGCGCGAUGGGGGGACAUCAAAGGAAGAGGAGCAAGGCACCCAGCUGUCUGUCAAGAUGAAGGACGUGUGUCACUUGGAUGCUUUGUGCUGGCUGCAGGUGGAGGACUGGGAGUGCCAGCAGCUGCAGGCGAUGGUCCGGCUGGAGGAGCUGCCCAUCGACCCGGCCCCCUACCGCCUGCUGGAGAAGGAGACCCUCUACCAGUGCUACGACCUUUUCAACUUGCUGGGCCUGAGGACCGCCUAUGUCACCAACGUGGGCCGGCUGGUCGGGGUGGUGAGCCUCCGAGAGCUCAAAGCCGCAGUGGAGGGGUCGGUCAAGGGCACCUUCACCAGAUGCCGGGAACGCGAUGGGGACCCCGACCCCAAUGGAGCCUCGGCCUAGUGGGGAUUGGAGCAUCCGGCCUCCCCCCCAAACCUCGAAUGAGGGGGCAGGGGAAAGAAAACCCCCCACAGAGCCCCGUGCCCCGUCUUUUCUGUCUCGCUUCCCGCGUCCCAGCUCCAGUACCCCCAGUGACCCCUAAAUUAUUAACCCCCUGUUUUCUGGAGCUGGCCCCAGUGAACCCCCCCUUCCAAUCACCCAGUAAA
Messenger RNA from Gopherus flavomarginatus (Mexican gopher tortoise), 2585 nucleotides. Its product is annotated as chloride channel protein ClC-Kb-like. Gene Ontology annotation, molecular function: voltage-gated chloride channel activity. Gene Ontology annotation, cellular component: membrane. The record is from RefSeq and is a predicted model, not a curated record. The transcript is spliced from 22 exons. Gene Ontology annotation, biological process: chloride transport; transmembrane transport. Bases 142 to 2382 code for a protein of 746 amino acids. NCBI's taxonomy places the organism in Eukaryota, Metazoa, Chordata, Testudines, Testudinidae.